Molecule: messenger RNA, 823 nt
Organism: Phlebotomus argentipes
Lineage: Eukaryota; Metazoa; Arthropoda; Insecta; Diptera; Psychodidae
Product: farnesol dehydrogenase-like
Exons: 2
Coding region: 22-774 (250 amino acids)
Source: RefSeq, a predicted model, not a curated record
GCUUUCGUGGUUCGUUCUGAAAUGGAGCAGUGGAAGAAUCGAGUGGCAGUUGUAACCGGCGCCUCUUCAGGUAUCGGGGCGGCCGUUGCAGUGGAUCUCGCAAAGGCAGGAAUGAUAACAGUCGGAUUAGCACGAAGAGUAGAACGAGUUGAAGCUCUGAAGAAGCAAAUUCCAGAGAAGCUCCGAGUGAAUUUGCAUGCUAUGAAGUGUGAUGUAUCUCAAGAAGAAGACAUCAUAAGAGUUUUCGAGCUGAUCGAUGCUAAAUUCAACGGAAUUGAUGUUUUGAUCAACAAUGCUGGGCUAAUUCGGGACACUGCCUUGAUCGACCAGGACAACUCUGAGGCGAUUCGAGACAUAAUCGACACCAACGUGAUGGGCUUGGUUUUCUGCACUCGCGAAGCUUAUAAAUCCAUGGAAAAGCACGGCAGAAAUUCCCAUGUUGUGCACAUCAACAGCGUAGUUGGACACAAAGUUCUUUGCAACAUCGAUCAGCCUUCAAUUAAUAUGUAUCCGCCAAGUAAGUUCGCCGUGACUGCCAUAACGGAAAUACAUCGUCAGGAGUUCAUCAGGAGCAAACAUCAUAUCAAAGUGACUUCAGUGAGUCCUGGAGUUGUGGGAACUGAAUUCUUCUUGCCACAGCACAGGGAUUUAAUCAAACUAGGACCGCAUCUCCUGCCCGAGGAUGUAUCGAAUAGUAUUAUGUACAUCCUGGGAACUCCUCCCCACGUUCAAAUUCACGAGCUGACUAUCAAACCCUUUGGGGAAAUGUUUUAACAGCUGGGUCAUUUAAUGAAUUAUAUUGUUAAUAAAAUCCAAGACAAAA